AUAUUUUUACUAAAAUAUAAUAAUAUUAAAUGCUUAAGCCGCAAAAAAAACAGAAAUCAGUGGAGAUAAUCUUCCCCACAUCUAUCAGAUCUUGAGGGAGUGGAGGCAGUGGUAGGAUCUAUUUCACAAAAAGGGCUUUUGAUUCUUUGGGGUUUUAUAAGGUUUCACAAAAUGGCAACUCCUUGUCCCCUUCCAGUCACUGCUGCACAGGUUGGAACAUAUUUUGUGGAGCGAUAUUAUCAGGUUAUUAUACAGCAGCCACAUUCAGUGCACCAGUUUUACAGUGAUGCCAGUACCAUGGUUCGUGUUGAUGGCAGUCACAGAGAAACUGCUGCUGCAAUGCUGCAAAUUCAUGCCCUUGUUAUGUCGCUCAACUUUACCCGGAUUGAGAUCAAGACAGCUUGUUCUCUUGAAUCUUGGAAUGCAGGUGUUCUAGUGAUGGUUUCUGGUUCUGUGCUAGUAAAAGAUUUCUGUUCCAGGAGGGAAUUUGUGCAAACCUUUUUUCUUGCACCGCAAGAGAAAGGCUUUUUUGUUCUAAAUGACAUCUUUCACUUUGCUGAGGAGCAACAAAUUCAGCACCAUCCUGCAGUCCUAUUAUCACAGCACAAUCUUGAUCAUAAACUCAAUGCUUCAGCAACAAUUCCUGAACCAGUGCCAGGCUAUUUACUAGGUGGAGAUAUCCAACGACGGAAGUUUGUGGCUCCUGUUGAUGUUAAAGAAAAUGGUCCAGUUGACAAUUAUACUCUUUUGGAACAACUUCAGCAAGCUCCGGAAUCUGAAAGUCUUGUGGACAAGAGUUCUGUGCGAGAGUGCAAUGGUUCACUUCUGCAUACUGUGAAUACUGUCCAAGAGCAUGUGCCUCCAGUCGAGGAACCCUUUGGGGAACCCCAAAAGCACACCUAUGCUUCUGUUUUACGGGUUGCUAAAGGAAAAUCGGCACCAUCAGUUGCUCCUCAAGUUUCUGUUAGCAAGAACCUGCCCCCUGCUUCUGACUGGGACCAUGCUCCCCAGCACACUGCUCAGCAGCCUGUUCUCUCCUCAAAUGUUGUCGAGAUGUCUGGGGUUGAUAUGGUUGAUGAAAUUUCACCCAUAGAGUAUGAAGGUGAAAUAAAAUCUGUUUAUGUAAGGAACUUGCUCUCUACUGUUUCUGAGUCUGAAAUUGAGGAGGAAUUCAAGAAAUUUGGUGAGAUUAGUCCUGAUGAAGUGGUGAUUCGUAGUCGCAAGGAUGUUGGUGUUUGUUAUGCAUUUGUGGAAUUCGAAGAUAUGUCAAGUGUCUGUAAUGCGGUCAUGGCUGGAACCGCACAGGUUGCUGGACGACAAGUGUACAUUGAAGAGCGGAGACCAAAUAGUUAUAUCCCUUCUCGAGGAGGAAGGAUGGGUAGAGGCCGAGGCAGCUAUCCAACAGAAGCUCCAAGGGGGAGUUUUGGCACUCGAAGUUAUGGCAGGGGAUGUGCCUACAAUGGAAGUGAAUGAGACCACAGUAGAUCGAGAGGAAACGGUUUUUACCGCCAAACAUCUCAACAAGAUCGAGGCUUAUCUGGCCAGCAAGUAUAUAAAAUUGGACAAAGUUCAUAGAGCCGGCAUUUUUUUUAUCUUCUAUGAAGGGAUCAAAUUAUUGGUUUCAACCACCACAAUUCAGCAUAUUUAUUUAUGGUUAGAUUCAACAACAAUAUAUCAGGGUUUUUUUUUUUUUCAUUAGCUAGUUUUACUAUGCAUAGGAUUUACAUUUUUUGGAAAGGGCUUCCAUUAUUAUAUACUUAAUUUGUUCUUUCAAUAUUUAAUGGGCAAUAUGUUUGCAGUUUUGGGUUCCUUGCGUUUUCUUUUA
This is a messenger RNA of Gossypium arboreum, 1825 nucleotides long. RefSeq names its product nuclear transport factor 2-like. NCBI's taxonomy places the organism in Eukaryota, Viridiplantae, Streptophyta, Magnoliopsida, Malvales, Malvaceae. Gene Ontology annotation, cellular component: cytosol; ribonucleoprotein complex. Bases 172 to 1473 code for a protein of 433 amino acids. Gene Ontology annotation, molecular function: mRNA binding. The record is from RefSeq and is a predicted model, not a curated record. The transcript is spliced from 10 exons.